This is a messenger RNA of Gastrolobium bilobum, 1222 nucleotides long. Its product is annotated as style cell-cycle inhibitor 1-A. The transcript is spliced from 4 exons. The record is from RefSeq and is a predicted model, not a curated record. Bases 88 to 555 code for a protein of 155 amino acids. Lineage: Eukaryota; Viridiplantae; Streptophyta; Magnoliopsida; Fabales; Fabaceae.
GGGAGAAUCACGGUUUGAGUGUUGAAAAUCGAUUGUGAGCAGUUUGCUUUGCAAAUUCUGUGUAGCUUUGGGAAGCAAUCAUCAAUAAUGGGAAGUGAUAGAAAAUCCAAGCGAACCAGUUUCGAUUCACCCUCCGAAUCCCAAGAUGAGAAGAAAAGCAAGAGGCAGAGAACGGUAGAGGAUGAGGAAAAGAAGAACCGAAAGAGGGAAAAGAAAGAGAAAAGGAAAGACAAGAAAUCUCAUAAGCAUUCCAAAGAAAAUUCUGAUAAGGCGAAGAAGUUGAAAGACACGCACAAAAGCAAGCAUAGUAAAGGUGAUGGCCAUAUGGAAUUCCAAGAAUUGUCCAAUGAUGACUAUUUUGCUAAGAAUAAUGAGUUUGCUACCUGGCUGAAAGAAGAGAAGAAUGUGUUUUUCUCUGAUCUUUUAUCCGAGUCAGCACGCGAGUUGUUUUCAGAUUUUGUCAAAGCUUGGAAUAGAGGAAAGCUUGAAUCGCAAUACUAUGAAGGCAUUGCAAGCGGGCCUCGCACGUCCCAUAACUGGAAAAUCAAGAAGUAGCUCAGAAGAAAGUGCUGUCAUUGGGAUCCUAUCUAUGUAGACCAUUUGUUUAGCUUUCCUUUCUAACCACUGACUUGAAACUCAGUAAGUAUAGAUGUUUUUUUAUCUGUAUAAAUGCAUUAUCUGCAUCAAUCUUCAAGAAUCACUUGUUAACGGAGGAAAAAAAGGUAUGACGAGAGCAUAGAAGAGUUGAAUUAAAACAAAAAUUUACCAUCAACUAGUGGUUCAAGUUGCAAGGAAUUUGUUCUCUUAAUUGAGUUUGAACCCAGGGAAUAGAGAAAAUAUUCUUCAUUGUAAUGGGUUUGAGAGAGCUCAAAAUGGGUCAGAUGGGUUUCCGGUGAAUCCAUGGAGAAAUUUGAAAAAAAAAAAAAAAAUCUUAGGGGAUUUAGGUUAUGAUUUGGACAGUGGUGGAUAGGCACGUCACUUUUGUUUCUGUGAAUCAAUGUGACUGUUUUUCUUGUAGCAAUAGAGACAUGCCUCGUAUGACUUGUCUAGUAUCUACCGCUACGUAGGAAAAGAUUUAUAUCAGCUCAUCUAUAUACCUUUUGUGUAUCAUUGUAAUGAGGGUGCAAUUUUUUCUUCUAAUUUAUAUCGCGAUUAUAAUUUAUAUCCCUUAUAUUAUUAAGCACUCCUAAACCUUUUAUGUAAACUCAACGGAUGUAGUGCC